Molecule: messenger RNA, 2352 nt
Organism: Neurospora tetrasperma FGSC 2508
Lineage: Eukaryota; Fungi; Ascomycota; Sordariomycetes; Sordariales; Sordariaceae
Exons: 2
Coding region: 1-2352 (783 amino acids)
Source: RefSeq, a predicted model, not a curated record
AUGCGACCUGCCACAACAAUACUGGGUCUUGUCGGCCUUUUGACAACUGCUGCUGAGGCUGGUCCUCUCAGGAGUCGUGAGGCACGGAGGCAGGCGGCGUGGCAGAAAAGGCAUGAUGAGGAUGGGACGACGACAACAACAUUAGCAGAGGGCGGCGGUGGAUCGACGACAAUUGUGGUAUCUUACACAAUACCAGGGUUUAUUGGAGUUACGACGGACUUUCCGAGUGACUUUGGAAAGUCCUCAACAUCGACGACGGGGGCGGCUGUGGUUAGCAGUAGUGGUGUCGCAGGCGCGCCUGGGGGAGUGUUUGUGACGGUAUCAGGUUCCGCUAGCUCAUCGUCAGCGGCAGCAACAUCAUCAUCCGCCGCGGCUUCGAACACUCAACAACCAAACGAACCCGCCGUCACCAGCAGCAACAUCCUGAACGACCUCCCCACGGCCGUGACCGGCGCCCUCCCCUCCGCCACCACCACCGUCUCCCCCGAGAUCUACGCCAAGAACCUCGCCGACGCUCGCCGCUACAACGAGCAGUUCUCCAGUCUCACCAAGGACACCACCUGCACACCCGGCCAGGCCGCUUGUGUGCAGGGUGGUCGUGCCUACUGCAACGCCCAGGGCAAGUUCAACGUGGCUCAGUGCGGCAGUGGCAAGAAGUGCUUCGUCAUGCCCAUGACUACCGUCCAAGGUGUGGUGAUUGAUUGCUACGAGCCGGAUGAGGCGGCAAAGGUUUUGGGGUCUGUUGCUGCUCCCAUCGGAGGAAGUAGUAGUGGGGCAGGAGGAGGAGGAGGAGGAGAGGUAGAGGUCACGCAGACAGUGGUGGUUACGCAAUCUGCCGGCACGACGACCAUGACGGUGCCUCCUCCUUAUGGAUCUGAGAGCAGUUCUGCUACGCAGAGCGUCGGUCCGGUGACGGUGACUGUUACCGUUGUUGAGCCUCCUCCUCCUGGAGGAGUACCUUUAUCGUCGAGCGCUAUCACUACUUCUGCUGCAGCUUCAUCGGUCAUUGCCCCCGUGCCGCCUACGACGAGCUCUGCGACAUCAUCUUCAUCGAGUGUUAUUGCGGUCCAGCCUCCCGUUUCUUCGUCCGCUUCGGUCACUUCGUCCUCUUUGGCGAGUUUGCCUCUUACAACUACUACUGACAGCAGCAAGACACUCAUCACGGUGACUGCUACCGUUACGGAUGGCGGCAACACCUACCCGAUCACUUUCACCAUAGAUCCUAGCUCGGCACAUCCGGCUGUGUCAUCUGUAGCUACGACUUCAUCUUCCUCUUUUCCUUCCGUCAGCAGCUCCGAGCCCACCUUGAGCUACAGCUCCGUCAUUAGUAUGCCUCUAGUCUCCUCGAGCAGCAUCCUUUCGUCGACCGCCAGCGUCUUUUCGACCAUUAGCAGUAGCUCUUCACUCUCAGCCCCAUCUUCAGCUCCUGCUCCCGUGACCACCACCAGCGACAUUACCAGCAGCAGCAUCACCACCACCACCACCACCAUCGCACCCAUCAUCACCAGUAGCGCCGAAAGCAGCGCCGCUUCUUCCAGCAGCACCACCGACGAUGACCCGCUCGUAAUCAUCCCCGUCACCGGCACCGUGACCGACUUGCUCUCUUACGAUGCCUUUGAAGCUCCCACUCAAUCCAUCCAAGUUCCCUCUGUUCCUUCCGCUCCUUCCGCCCCUUCUGCUCCUUCUGCUCCUGUCGCCCCUUCCGCUCCUUCCGCCCCUUCCGCCCCUUCUGCUCCCACGGGCAUUGUUGCCGGCAACGGCCUCAUCAAAGCAGCCGCCAAAGUCACCGCCGCCCCUACUGCUGCUGCUGCUAUUUCUCUCGACCCUCAACAACAGCAACAACAAGCAUCAGAAGCACAAUACUGGGCAACAGUCGACCGCCUGUUCAAACCCCCUCAGUACCAGUACUCCCCCGGCCACAAGAACGAGUUGAAUGUAUAUGGGAAUGGGAAUGGGAAUGUCAAGUUGGCCGGUGCUGCUGUUUCUGCCAGUACUUCUGUUUCUGUUUCUGUUUCUGCCGAGCAAAGUAGUGCUGCUGUUUCUGCCAGUCAAAGUGCAGUCACAGUCUCUGUUGUGUCGGUGACAGUUACUGAAACAGCGACAGCUACGCAGACGCAAGAAGCAAAGGUGGUGGUCCAGACGGUUACCGAAACCGAAACUGCAACCGAAACCGCAACAAUAACAACAAAGGAAACGGUUACUGAGACGAAAAAGGAGGUUUCGACGGUUAGGGUGACGGAUACGCUGAUUCAUAAUGAGACGGCGACUGUUACGGAGACGCAGACGGUCACGGCAACGAAGACGGUGGAUGGGCCGGCGGUUGGUACUGCUGCUGCUACUGCCGCUGCGUGA